Molecule: messenger RNA, 1665 nt
Organism: Pseudozyma flocculosa PF-1
Lineage: Eukaryota; Fungi; Basidiomycota; Ustilaginomycetes; Ustilaginales; Ustilaginaceae
Exons: 4
Coding region: 1-1665 (554 amino acids)
Biological process (GO): regulation of cyclin-dependent protein serine/threonine kinase activity; regulation of transcription by RNA polymerase II
Cellular component (GO): nucleus; transcription factor TFIIK complex
Molecular function (GO): cyclin-dependent protein serine/threonine kinase regulator activity
Source: RefSeq, a predicted model, not a curated record
AUGAGCGAGGUCAAGCUCAAAUCAGAGCCACCAUCCGCCUCCCAUGGCGCGGCAGGCCCGUCUUCAGCGACGACUCCCGCCCAACCCCCUCGCAUCGAAUCCGCCCUGAUGCGCCACCUCGACAUCCCCUCGAACCCCACGGCGCCUCCCGACUACGGGCCCGCACUCGCCUACGCCCAGACGAGCCAGGCGCGCAACUGGCGCUUCACCCCAAACAGGCUUGCACAGAUGCGCCAGACCAACAACCUCACUGCCAAGAAGCGCCUCGAGAAGAUCUGGAAUGACGAAAAGUCGGGAGCAGCUUCCUCGUCAACGCCCUCCGACGUCCCGUUCCUCUCGGUAUCCGACGAGCUGGCCCUCCUCACCUACUAUCUGAUCCAAGUCGGUCGCAUCGUCAAGGCCUUUGCCCUGCCAGAGCUCAUCGAGGCGACGGCCAUGUCGUACGUCAAGCGCUUCUACCUGCGCAACACCUGCAUGGACUUUCACCCAAAGAGCAUCGUAAUCACCAGCAUCUACCUCGCGACGAAGACGGAAAACUACCCGCAGUCGCUCUCGUCCUUUGCCAGGAAGCUGGCGGGCAAGGAUCCCAAGCCCGAGGUGGUCAGGGACAACGAAAAGACGAUCCUCGAUCUCGAGUUCCUCGUCUCUCAGAGCCUGAGCUUCGAGUACUCGACCCACGGCGCCCACCGGGCCCUUCACGGCCUUUUGCUGGAUGCACAGACCCUGGACAAGCCGCCGUCGCGAGAGGCCGUCCAUGCCCUCGCAGCAUCGAGCCAGAAGAACCUGACCAACUCGCGCCUCACCGACGCCGAGUUCAUCUACACGCCCACGCAGAUCGCCCUCGCGUGCCUGCGUGCGUCCGAGGGUGUCGGGGCAUCGGGCAGGGACAUUGUCGAGCAGUGGCUGGACCAGAAGGAGAGCAGCGCGCGUGCCGCGCAGCUGGCGGCCAAGGCGGCCAGGGACAAGACGCGAUCCGACGAGCGGGAGCGCUUCGCCCGCGCCAAGAUGGCCGCAGCACGCAAGGCUCGGGGCAAGGCGGGCGUCAAGGUGGCCGAGGACGAGCUGGCGGCGGCUCCGGCACCCGCCGUCGUCGAGUACGACGACGCGCUGCUGGCGCAGCAGCCGCUGGGGAUGGGGCGCCAGGAGCUGCACGGUAUCCUCGACGAGAUUGAGAAGCUCUUCCGGGACCGCGAGACGGGGGGCUGCACGGGGCUGGGCAAGGGCGACGCGGACAAGGCCAAGGUCGUCGAGAUCGACAAGCGGCAGAAGGAGUGCAGCAGCCGGCUCUCGCUCAAGCGCAAGGCCGACGAGGAGGCCGUGGCGUCGCAGAGGCGGGCCAAGAAGGCGGCGACGGCCAAGCCGACGACGAUCAAGGAUCCCUUUGACGACGGGGGUCAGUCGUCUGCUGGGGGUGCAGGUGGCGGUGCGGGUGGCCUCUUUGGUGCCGAGCUGCGCAAGCAGGCCGACAACGGCGGCACGAAUGGCGGCACAGAGACGGGCGGGGCAAAGGGCGAGGACGAGCGGCAGCAGCGGCAGCAGCAGCAGCAGCAGCAGCAGCAGCAGCAGCAGCAGCAGCAGCAGCAGGCACCGGCACCCGUCGACAGCGACGACGAAGACGUGCCCGUGUCAAAGGACUUUGCCGUCAAGCCGGACGCCGAGGUCUGA